CUUCUUGAACCAUCAAUCCAAGCCUACUCGCCUAUCAGAGACAACCCAACAAAAAGAAGAUUUCCAAAGCAUCAGAAUAGAGCAUCCAUUUUUUUCCCUUGCUCAUCUAAACUAUCCUGCCACUGCACAAAUUCACUAUGCCGGACUUGCGUCGUCAGGUACUGGAGAGCGGCAAGACGAUCUCUCGCAAGGCCGCCUCUCGUGAAGGCUCGCGCCGCACAUCGCGCACCACCUCGGCCCAAAACUCUCGUCCCUCGUCGCGGCCAACUAGUCGGUAUGGCUCAGAUGAAGAGGAUGCCGGAAAUCUCAGCGAUGAGACCACUGCUCUCAGCAUUGGCUCGUUGGAUGACCUCACCGAAGAUCUUGACCAGGACACCAACAACUGGACGCAGGAACUGGGUGAUGUUAUCGCCGACAUCCUCGACCGCAAACGCAGCAGUGUCCUAAGCCGCGAGGAGGCCUACGCCGCAUUCUGUCGCUUGGCCAAGUCCCAUUAUGUCGAGGACCACAUUCGUAGCCAGAUUUCUGACCUGCUGGCCGCCUUCUGCCGCAGUGUCAAGUUCGAGUCCAGCGUACGCGAGACUACCUUAGCCCUGCGCGCGCUCGAACUCUUGGCCAUCACAGCCUUUGACAACACCAUCUACGAGAAUGUCGAGCCACUGCUCUCGCGCACCAUUCGCGAUUCCACCUCGACAUCCAUCAAAGCUGCCGCGAUUCAUUGUCUUGGCGUUUGCACUAUGUUCGGCGGCGCUGGUGAAGACGGUAUCCUGGACCAGAUGACCUUCUUCCUUGACAUUGCCGCCUCCGACGGUCAAUCUAUCGACGCUCCUGACGACGCCGGCAGUGUCACGGCUGCGUUGCAGGAAUGGGGAAUGCUCGCUACCGAGAUUGACGAUCUCGAAGGUGAGAGUGAAGAGGCCGUGCAGAUCUUCAUGGAUCAGCUGGACAGUGGUGACUCUGCUGUGCAAAUCGCGGCUGGGGAGAAUAUUGCGCUUCUCUACGAGAAGAGUUAUACCGAGCAAGAAGACGACGAAGAUGAAGAAGAAGACGAAGAAGGCCAUUCCAAGGACGCUGACUCUGACGAUGAGUCCUUCCUUUCGCCCGGCGGGCGUUCCGGCCCAAAGCUUAUCAAGCGCUACAAUGCCUACCACAACACCCACGAGCUCGAACAGCAACUACAGUCGUUGGCCACGAUACACAGCAAACGUAUCAGUAAGCGCGACAAGAAGAGUCUGCACAGCAACUUCGCCUCCAUCUUAACCACGGUUACCAACCCACGUCGUGGGCCCAUGUAUAAUACCGCCAUUGAUCAUGACACAAAUCGGCACUACGGUAGCAAGUUGACGGUCAAGGUCGGCAAUCAGGGCGUGAUGAACAUUGACCGCUGGUGGAAGUGGAUCCGCUUGAAUUCGCUUCGUCGCAUCUUACAGGGUGGCUUCGCAGCCCAUUACUUUCAGGGAAACCGUGCUGUGCUUGAUAAUCUUCCUGUGAUGGUACGCAUGAAUGUCACCUCUUCGGAUCGCAGUGCGGCAAAACGCGCCGCCAAGUCUCGGAACAACCGUCGAUGGGCUGUCCACGAUCACUCCGAUGAAGAAUAUUAAUCGACCCAUUCGGACGCUCGCGGCUCUAGUCUUUCUGCCAGAUAAUGGGCCAAUAGUUAAUGAGAUGUCUCGCUCAAGCG
Molecule: messenger RNA, 1681 nt
Organism: Aspergillus saccharolyticus JOP 1030-1
Lineage: Eukaryota; Fungi; Ascomycota; Eurotiomycetes; Eurotiales; Aspergillaceae
Product: IFRD domain-containing protein
Exons: 2
Coding region: 138-1601 (487 amino acids)
Source: RefSeq, a predicted model, not a curated record